UCCCGCCCGGCAGAGUCGCAGCCUCCCCGGGCCGGGCUCAGAGCGUGGGGUGCAGGGGGUCCCCCCGAGCCGGGUGCUGCGAGCCAGCGGGCAGCCCCCGCCGGCCUCCGCCCGCCUCCGCCCUGCACCCCUCUCCCGGCGACACGGCGGAGGUGGGGGCGGGGGCCUGGCCCGGCGCGCUGGAACAGCUGCAGCCGCGCCGGGCCCGCCUGGAAUGCGGGAACCGGCUGCGCACCAGGACUUUUAUGGAAACUUGCUGGGAGAGACGGCGGCGGCCACAGCAGCCAGACGCUCCCGGCGGCCGCGCAGCAGCCAGACCCCGGCCCGCGCUCGGGCGCGCCCCGCGCAGCCACCGCCGUCGCUCGCCGCAGGCUCCCGGCCGGUGAAAAGAUAUACAACGCUUUAUAAUCAUCUGAAGACCUCACAGCGCAAACAUGAAUGAUAUUUCCCAGAAGGCUGAGAUUCUGCUUUCUUCAUCUAAACCUGUCCCAAAAACCUAUGUGCCCAAACUUGGCAAGGGUGAUGUAAAGGAUAAGUUUGAAGCCAUGCAGAAAGCCAGGGAAGAAAGAAACCAAAGGAGAUCUAGAGAUGAAAAGCAAAGAAGAAAAGAACAAUUGAUUAGAGAGAGAGAAUGGAACAGGAGAAAGCAGGAGAUUAAAGAAAUGCUUGCUUCUGAUGAUGAGGAAGAAGGAUCUUCUAAAGUGGAAAAGGCUUAUGUUCCAAAGCUAACAGGUACUGUCAAAGGUAGAUUUGCUGAAAUGGAGAAACAAAGACAAGAAGAACAAAGGAAAAGAACAGAGGAAGAACGAAAACGCAGAAUUGAGCAGGACAUGUUAGAAAAGAGGAAGAUACAGCGUGAAUUAGCCAAAAGGGCUGAGCAGAUUGAGGACAUAAACAAUACGGGGACUGAAUCAGCAUCAGAGGAAGGAGACGAUUCACUACUUAUAACAGUGGUACCUGUGAAAUCACACAAAACAUGUGGAAAAACAAAGAUGAAUUUUGGAGAUCCAGAAAAAGAAGAAGAAGAGAAAGAAAGAGUCAAAGAUGAAGAAGAUAAGAGAAUAAGAUAUGAAGAACAGCGACGAUCUCUCAAGGAAGCAAAAUGUCUUUCAUUGGUCAUGGAUGAUGAACUAGAGAGUGAGGCAAAAAGAGAAUCACUGUCUCCUGGAAAACUGAAACUAACUUUUGAAGAAUUAGAAAAACAAAGGCAAGAAAAUCGAAGGAAGCAAGCUGAAGAGGAAGCAAGACAACGCUUAGAAGAAGAGAAGCGCUCUUUUGAAGAAGCAAGGCGGCAAAUGGUAAAUGAAGAGGAGGAAAACCAAGAUACAGAAAACAUUUUUAAAGGUUACCGUCCUGGUAAGCUCAAGCUUAGUUUUGAGGAAAUAGAAAGACAAAGGAGAGAAGAGGAGAAGAGGAGAGCAGAAGAAGAAGCCAGAAGGAGAAUAGAGGAAGAAAAGAAGGCAUUUGCUGAAGCAAGGAGAAGCAUGGUUGUAGAUGAGGACUCCCCAGAGAUGUACAAAACAAUCUCUCAAGAAUCUCUUACACCUGGAAAACUGGAAAUCAAUUUUGAAGAAUUAUUAAAACAAAAAAUGGAAGAGGAAAAAAGACGAACAGAGGAGGAACGAAAGCAUAAGUUAGAGCUGGAAAAACAGGAAUUUGAACAAUUGAGACAGGAAAUGGGAGAGGAAGAAGAAGAAAAUGAAACAUUUGAACUAAGCAGGGAAUAUGAAGAAUUAAUCAAACUGAAAAGGAGUGGGUCUAUUCAAGCUAAAAAUCUGAAAAGCAAGUUUGAAAAAAUCGGACAGUUAUCUGAAAAAGAAAUACAGAAAAAGAUAGAAGAAGAACGAGCAAGGAGGAGAGCGAUUGACCUUGAAAUUAGAGAACGAGAGGCAGAAAACUUCCACGAGGAUGAAGAUGUUGAUAUAAAGCCUGCAAAAAAAAGUGAAGCUCCGUUUACUCACAAAGUAAAUAUGAAAGCUAGAUUUGAACGUAUGGCUAAGGCAAGAGAAGAGGAGGAACAAAGAAGAAUUGAAGAACAAAAGUUACUACGGAUGCAGUUUGAACAAAAAGAAAUUGAUGCAGCACUACAAAAGAAAAGAGAAGAGGAGGAAGAGGAAGAAAGUAGCAUCAUAAAUGGUUCCACUAUUGAAGAUGAAGAACAAACAAGAUCAGGAGCCCCAUGGUUCAAGAAGUCCCUAAAAAACACAUCGGUUGUAGAUAGUGAGCCAGUUCGAUUCACUGUUAAAGUAACAGGAGAACCUAAACCUGAAAUUACAUGGUGGUUUGAAGGAGAAAUACUGCAGGAUGGAGAAGACUAUCAAUAUAUUGAAAGAGGGGAAACUUACUGCCUCUAUUUACCAGAAACUUUCCCAGAAGAUGAAGGAGAGUAUAUGUGCAAAGCAGUCAACAAUAAAGGCUCUGCAGCUAGUACCUGUAUUCUUACCAUUGAAAGUAAGAAUUAAUCAUUAUUAAUCUUAAACUUUUGUUCUAUUUAUUCUACUUUCCUUUAAAAAGUUACUUUUCCUUUCUCUUUUUUAGCUGACUACUAGGCUCCCCUUCUCUCUCCCUGGAACAUUCUCUCUCCAACUUUCUUACUACAUCUAUUUUUUCCCUAUGGCGGGGCUAAAAAAAUGGAACCAGAAGUGCCACUGUGUUGCCUUCUUUUCCUUUUCCUAAGUCUUCAAAUACUCGUCAUCUGAAGACUGCCUUCUUGCUUUCCAAAGAGCACCAGAUCCAUCACCAUGGGCAGUAAAAUUUAAUGUGCAUUUAAAGGGGGAAAGUGGGACAUCUAUUCAUUUUAUCAGAACGUACUAGAAAGGCUGUGUAUUUUCCCUGUAACUUUACAGCAAUCAUAUUUAAAAAAAAAAAAAAGUAGAACACCAUGUUUUGCAUGAAAUGCUAUUUGAGCUAUUUACACACCUAAGUUUAGUCUGAAAUAGGUAGUUAUUAAUCUGGAACCUAUCAAAUUAAGUGGACCUUUCCUCUUAGUAAAUCAUUUGGUGGCUGUGGUUUCAAAGUCUUUCUAAAUCAGAUUGGGCAUGGUGUGGAGAUGAAAGUCAUCCUUUUGAUAGGAAGGAAAUCAAGGGCUUAAACAAUUUCCAAGAAAAAAAAAAAUCUGACGGCAACCACUGCCUAAAUUUCAGUGUUAAGAUUAUGAAUUUUUCAAAUGUGUGUAAUGCAUAUUCAAACUUAUAAGGCAAGUGAUAUUUUAUUGAGAAAAACUUGUAUGUAUAGAUCACAUGGAAGUAAACACUUUCUCAACAGGAAAGAUUUCAAGACUUAUGAGGAUUUGCUUUAGGAAAAACAGCACUGUAUUCAAAUUCCAAUUACGGUUUCUAACUCUGUAAAUAAUUAGCUCUCAUGUUCUGCUAUCAGAUUGUUUUAUAUUUUACUUUAAUUUUCUGGAGGACAAUUUUAUUUCACAAUGUAAAUCCAUAAUAAAGCAACUUCUGUAUUAAAUGGAAGUCAUGCAGUGUUUUACAAAAGACAAAGCACUCCUUAUAAUAUUUACCAAUGACAUUUAAUUUUUAUUGAGAAAACCAUAAUCAGUACAAAAUUACAGUAAUCAUGUGCCCUUUACAUACAAUGUCAUUAAAGCAUAACUCUUAACCACA
Messenger RNA from Sorex araneus (European shrew), 3614 nucleotides. RefSeq names its product nexilin F-actin binding protein (gene NEXN). NCBI's taxonomy places the organism in Eukaryota, Metazoa, Chordata, Mammalia, Eulipotyphla, Soricidae. The transcript is spliced from 13 exons. The record is from RefSeq and is a predicted model, not a curated record. Gene Ontology annotation, biological process: mitochondrial fusion. The coding region runs from base 435 to 2462 and encodes 675 amino acids.